Messenger RNA from Pararge aegeria (speckled wood butterfly), 3633 nucleotides. RefSeq names its product synaptobrevin homolog YKT6 (gene Ykt6). Lineage: Eukaryota; Metazoa; Arthropoda; Insecta; Lepidoptera; Nymphalidae. Gene Ontology annotation, biological process: endoplasmic reticulum to Golgi vesicle-mediated transport. The coding region runs from base 195 to 791 and encodes 198 amino acids. Gene Ontology annotation, cellular component: Golgi apparatus. Gene Ontology annotation, molecular function: SNAP receptor activity. The record is from RefSeq and is a predicted model, not a curated record. The transcript is spliced from 2 exons.
ACUAUCAAUGUCAGACGGUAGACCCAUUUAUACGUCUGUACGUCACGUCAUACGCUUACCAGAUUCCAGAACGAAGUUUAGCAAAAUAAUUUCUGAUUACUUUCUCUAUUUUGUGAAUUAAAGAAAGUGUAAACAAAAAUUAAUACUUGAACUACAUUGACGAAUUAUUAAGGUGUGCAUUCAAUUAUAUCACGAUGGUAAGAGUAUAUGCCUUGGCAGUGCUUUAUAAAGGAGUCAACAGUGCUACAGUUUUAAAAGCAGCAUAUAACUUGCAAAGCUUCAGUUUCUUCCAGAAAGGAUCUGUGCAGGAAUUUAUGACAUUCGUCAGCAAAACUAUCGUUGAACGGACGCAGCCAGCUUCCAGGCAAUCUGUUAAAGAGGGAGAGUACAUGCUUCAGGUAUAUGUUAGAGCGGACAACUUGGCAGGAGUACUCAUUUCAGAUCAUGAAUAUCCUAACAGAGUUGCACACACUUUAAUCACCAAAGUUUUGGAUGAGUUCUCUGCAAAAGUUCCCGCAACUAGUUGGGCAACAUCUGAUGAGACUAGUGUAGAAUUUCCUAUUUUACCAGAAUAUUUAGCUAAAUUUCAAAAUCCUCGUGAAGCAGAUGCCUUGACAAAAAUACAAGAUGAUUUAGACGAGACAAAGAUUAUAUUACACAAUACAAUUAAAGCUGUAUUAGAUAGGGGCGAGCAAUUAGAUGACUUAGUUGCCAAGACUGAUAGUCUCUCAACACACAGUAAGGCAUUUUAUAAAACUGCCCGCAAAACUAACAGUUGUUGUAAUUUCUGAGGCAUUUGUGUGGUAGAAUUUAUACAGCUGUAUAUAAAGGUUACAGUGAGCAAGACAAAGUAUGUUAUCAAAUUUGGAUAUUGACAUUAUAUGUUAUCUAGUGUGUGUCAUGCUUUUGCUCUUUAGAACAAUAUUAAAUGUUAAAAUAUAGCAAUAACCCCACAGAAAUGUAUUAUGGGAAAGAUUAUUAUGAUUUACAAUACUUGAUUAGAGAAUAAUGUAAUUUUAAUUAUGUUAAAAUAUUAUGUGUGUUGGAGCACUGUGGUGGAUUAAAUAUCUCAAUCCCUUUGCUAUAAAAAGGAGGCCUAUCCAUAGCAGUGGGACAGGCUGAGUGAUUUAUGAUCAAGAGUAUGUAUCCUGAGUGCAUUAAUCUCAACACUAUGUUUUGUGGCCUUUAUAUUCACUUAAUAUUAUGUAUGUCUUAAAUUUAGCCUGAUAAUUGCUGCUUAUUUUUUUAUUCAUUAGUGCAAAACUACAGCACACAACUGGCUUAUAUGAUGAAGCAAUAAUUAUUGUACCAUAACAUUCUCCAUUCUAAAUAAUUUUUGCUGUGCCAAGAGUAGUAUAUAAUGUUUGUGCAGCAAGAUAAGAGUUGCUAUGUUCCAGUAUAUUCUGACAUCUAUAAGUUUUGACAUGAAUAUACUAAAUAGUGUAAUUUAAAAAAAAUAGAAUAAUAAUACAUAAAGCAAAGUCAGGGAAACAAAAAAAAAGAAUAUAAACACACUUUGACAGUAUUGUAUGCAAGAGAAAAAAGGACAUACAUUAAACAUCCUUUCUUGCUCACACAAGCAACAUCAAAGUUUGUUUGCAUUACACACAUAAUAUACAAGAUAUAAAGACAAGAUAAGAUAUAGACAAAAUUCAUGCUGGCUUUACUUUAGUAUUAAUUUGUAUGUUACUUUUAGUAUAUACUUUAUAAUAUAAACUUGAAGUCUCAUUAGUAUUGAUUGUAAAAUUUUCUUCAUUUACAUUGGAUGCACUUAUUGGAAAAAAUAUAUUACACACCCAAAAUAAAUAAUUCAUAGAUAUUUCUAAUCUAUGGAUAAAGUUUCAAUUUGUUUUACCAAAUUACGGAUGGAUAAUUUUGGGUGAUAAUAAAUUACUCUACCUUUAGUGUAUAAUAAACAUCACAAAUAGUAGGUAUAGUUUAAAUAUGUUUUGUAACAAACAAACAUUUAUAGAUAUUUAAAAUAUAUAGAUAGUGGUUACUUUUGCUUACGUGAUUGUGUAGUAGUGUAUCUUUUAAAACGCAAAUUCCAUUUCACUAUUUACUUAUCUACAGUUCUCUUAUCAGACUUAGAAACUGCGUAUUCGAAGUUUGAAGUUCUGUUCUGGCACCCAAACCGCACAGUCUGGUUACAAACCUCGACAUAGAGACCGUAUCAAGUAGUAAAAAAACGGUUAUUGUUCCCGACAUCGAUCAACUUACCUACCUACAACAAAAUGAGUAGGAAAGACAGUUGUGACAUUUUACAACGGGUUUGUGUCCUCCAUGCCCGUGCCCGCCUCCGGGCACUUAUAAACGUAGGCUCUUAGUUUAAUUAACUCAUUGUAUACGAGCACGCAAUCGGUUAAAGAGCGGUUUUAUAAAUCGUUGCCAAUUCACCUUGUGCGAAUGUAAAGUGAUAAAACAAGUUUUAAGUUGUGUUGGCAUACAUAUUUACCUAUUACUAUGAUAGGUGCAGUGUGAUUCUAUCUUCUGUCAUCAUUAGAUUUAGUGCGACUUUUUGAAGCGCAUGUUUGAACACUGGUACGGGCUUAAAUUAUGUCGUAUCGUGGUUUUAAAUAAGUGGGCUAGUACAGUAUGUUGAUAUUACAAUUACUGAUAUCGUGACAAAUAACUGUAUUAACUAGGAAAGGAAGAUAGUAUCAGUUCUCGACAUUGGCCAAUUUAAAUUCAUCGCAAUAAAUAGGAAAGCGAUUUAUACUAUCUUAAAAUAAGAAAGUUGUCAGUUACCUCUUUAUGACAUAGCGCGUCCAAUAUCAUUUGUUUUCCAGUUACCUGCACUGUGUACAAGAUCUAAGUAUACGAAGUUAUGUUCAAACGGAUUUGUUCAUUGAUGAACAGUUUAAAGUUCUUCAUCCAUCUGGUAUAUCUGUAGUCUCAUCAUCAUCAUCAUCAUCACUUGAUCAGAUUGACGCAUAGUGUUGGACAUAGGUCUUUUCUACAGAGUUCCAGAUUCCGUGGUCGUGGUCCGCUUGUGCUCAGCGACUAGUUUGAUGUAGUCUGUCCACCUCGUUGGAGGUCGUCCAACGCUGCAUCUAUCGGUGCGGGGUCUUCAUUCCCCUUGAACCUUGGGACACCAGCGUCCAUCGGUUCUCGAAGCUAUGUUCCCCGCACAUUGCCACUUCAGCUUCGCGACUCGUUGACGACGGCGGACAAUGUAAACUCUAGUAAUGUAUAAAUUGUAUUGUGCCUUAUGUUUAAUUAACACAUCACGGAAGGAUGCACAAAACCACAUGGGUAAUGGUUUUAGUAUUAGCUUUUUGUGAAAGAGUCAUGCUUAUUUCCGCUGCUAAGUAGCGUUGCCGGUGUAAUUUCGGGCACAUGAGGCUUAACACCGAAGCCUUAAAUUGAUGGACACAGGGCGGCAUGUUGAAGUACGUGUACCUUCUAUGCUCUGCCGUUAGGUGGGCCAUCUGCUUCGUCCGGUCAAUUGUUACCAUGGAAUAAAAAAUGGAAAUACAACAAGGCUACGUAUUCGUAUUAGUGUUGCUAGUUGGCAUAAUAGUUAAAAAUAAAUAAAUACUGGAUUAUUAUGUUUAAACUAUAAAUUGUAAAGAGACUGUAAACUUAUUGUGUCGUCAUGUUGAAUAAAUGUUUGUAAGUAUAUUACAGUUA